GUUAGUCAAAUCAAAUCCAACUAGGGCAUUUUACUUAAUCUGCAGAUAAACAUCGGCUGUACAACAUGCGCAAGCCUUCACUGUGACUCGAAACACUCUUAAACUCGGAUUUGCAUCAGUCUUCCUCCCAAGGCGUUAAGUUUCACCCGACGAACAAAUAAAAUGGGCGAGUGUCGAUGUCAGUCGUAAGGGCAGUGCGUGUGUUUGUCGAUGUUCAGGAGAAUGUUGUUCACCGGACAAAAUGAAUGGAUUUAAUUUUAACUAGAUGCUGGCAGGUUGAGGCACAAGGGUAAAGUGACACAUUUAACGGCGGAAGAGGAAAGAAGCGUAACUAUUUUCCAAGCUUCGAGAUUUUUUACAUAGGUGGUCUCGUAAUGUCCGAUUUGGGAAGCGGAGAUGAUGGCAUCUCAGGAUCAAAAUAUAAUGUUGCAAAUAUGGAAGGUACCUCAAGUAGGAACGAGUUCGAUUCUUCUGCAAAAGGAGGAAGCGGCGUCGAACAGGAAUUGGCUACGAAAAUGCUGCAAAUACAAUCUAAACGAUUUUAUUUGGAUGUAAAACAAAAUAGAAGAGGCCGUUUUAUAAAGGUUGCAGAGAUUGGCGCCGAUGGUAGACGAAGCCAAAUUUAUUUGGCUCUUUCAACUGCAGCCGAAUUUCGUGAUCAUUUGUCGUCAUUUAGUGAUUACUAUGCUUCUCUAGGUCCACCAAACACCGACAAUUUACCAGAAGAUGGUAAACUUAAAUCUGAAAUGAUGAUAAAAGAUUAUCGAAGAUAUUACUUGGACUUAAAGGAAAAUGCGCGUGGCCGAUUUUUACGGGUAUCGCAAACAAUAACAAGAGGCGGGCCUAGAUCUCAAAUCGCGUUACCGGCCCAAGGCAUGAUCGAGUUUCGUGAUGCUCUUACAGAUUUGUUAGAAGAGUUUGGAGCAAAUGAUGGAGGCAGGUUCAAAGGAGAUUUACCGGAAGAGCGCCAUAUGAAGGUCGAUAAUAAAAAUUUUUAUUUUGAUAUCGGACAAAAUAAUCGAGGAGUUUACAUGCGGAUAAGCGAAGUGAAAAAUAACUUUCGCACUUCGAUAACUAUUCCGGAGAAAUGUUGGAUACGCUUUCGAGAUAUUUUUAAUGAUUAUUGCGAGAAAAUGAAAAAAUCGUCCGACUCAAUUACUGCCGAAAUUAAUUUACCGACAUCGUCAACUAGUCUUAAAUAAACAACAUGCCGUGAUUUAUUCAAUCAUAUAAGAAGGCGCAAAAAAAAAAUAAAUGUCGAUUGACCAACCAAUACCAAUAUAUGUAAAGCUUGUUAUGUCUGACAUAACUAAACUCAAAAUCUUGCGACUAAUUAAGCUUAAAUGACAUUCAAAUAUGUUUAUUUUUUAGCAUUUUGCUAAAUAUGUUUUAGUAUUAUAUAAUUUUGUAAUGAAAAAACAUUCUAAAUUUCUGAAUGUUUGCCUUUUACUUAGUAAAAAUAAUUUUUAAUUUA
Drosophila teissieri is the source of this 1474-nucleotide messenger RNA. RefSeq names its product transcriptional activator protein Pur-alpha (gene Pur-alpha). Gene Ontology annotation, biological process: regulation of transcription by RNA polymerase II. Gene Ontology annotation, cellular component: nucleus. Bases 375 to 1202 code for a protein of 275 amino acids. The record is from RefSeq and is a predicted model, not a curated record. Gene Ontology annotation, molecular function: purine-rich negative regulatory element binding; RNA polymerase II transcription regulatory region sequence-specific DNA binding; DNA-binding transcription factor activity, RNA polymerase II-specific. Lineage: Eukaryota; Metazoa; Arthropoda; Insecta; Diptera; Drosophilidae. The transcript has 10 exons.